Molecule: messenger RNA, 1352 nt
Organism: Rubroshorea leprosula
Lineage: Eukaryota; Viridiplantae; Streptophyta; Magnoliopsida; Malvales; Dipterocarpaceae
Source: the annotation of a GenBank genome assembly
GCGCAGGAACUCCUCAAGUACAAGUACCACAUACUCGCCGGACUCACUCUCGCCGCCGUCCUCUACUCUCUCACCAUCAUCUCGCCUUCUUUCCUUUCCAUUCUCACCUACUUCUGGCCUCUCCUCCUUUCCACCGUGGUCUUCCUCUUUGCCGGCGUCUUCUUCGGUAAGACUUCGUCUCCACCUGGAUCCGACCCCGCCUCCGAGAUGGCCGGCGAAGGCCUCCUCGACUACGUCGCCGGCCAGCCGGAACUUGCCCCUGACACUUAAAAGCGCUGAUCGAUUAGCUUAGUUUGCUAAAAUGGGUAGCAUUUUUUGGGCCAUAAGAAUUUUGAAGCUGCAGCCCAAUGUUAGCCCACUCGUUAAUGGGUCUACUAGUCUGUCUACGGACUGUGACCGCCACCACCAUCACCACCGCUCAGAGUCCUCUGCAAAGCCCAAGACUGAAGCAGCCACUAAAGCCGCUUCUAUAUCUCCAACAACAACUGCCGCAGACAAGAAGCAUAAGGGGAGCAUCUUCUCUCGCAUAUGUUUUCCCGAGGAAGAGGCCAAUAAGAGACGUAAGCUAUCCUCUGAACCUGCAUCUUCUUCUGCUCAUGACAAGGCAGCUUCCAAUGGUUACCACGAUGAACAUAAGUCAUCAUCCUCUGCUGCUGCUGCCCAGGCUGUUUUCACUGGUGUAAAGAAGAGCAGUAGCAGUGCGAUAGAUUAUGAGUCUAGCGACGAUGAGCGGCAUUUCAAGAGGAAGCCUUCAAGGUAUGAAUCAUCACUUCCACCAAUGGCUGAGAGGGAAGAUAAGCCACGGCAUUCAAAGGGGUCUAGAGAACGAGAACGGAGCGGCUAUGGUAAACACAGAUAGAAUGCAGAAUGCUGGCUCUGGUAGUAUAGCUGCACUGCUUGCUUCUGCUUUUUCCUUUUCAUUUUUUUUUAUUCUGGCUGCUGCUGCUGCUGCGUUUGCAUCCUUGGUGCAGAUGAAAAAUUGUUGGCAUAUACACAAGAAACCCACUGAUUUUUUGCAGUAAUGUCAGGUUUUUUUGCUGCCCCUGUUCAAGUAAUCUUCUUGGGUUUGUUUGUUCAUCACAGUAGUUGGGUUUCACUUCUUUUGUUUUUUUGGUGAACUCUAUGUUAUGAAAUUUUGACAUGAUCUACUUGGAUUAAGGGUAAUUGGAUCUUGAUUUAGCUUUGGAUAUGAUUCAUUAACCUCUUGAUUUUCUGUUGCACAUGAUGUACUAUUAAAUUCAGUUCACUUGGUUUUGAACAGUUUCCAUUAUAAUCUGAUUGGUGUUUGUUUUUUAUGUUAUUGAAUUUUUAUGACGAUGGGUUGCUUACUUGAGUAAAUGGGUAUGGGAAAA